AUGCUGAAGCUUCACCGUCCUAUCAAACUGGGUCUCUACGUGGUGCCGAUUUGUCUUCAGGCUCAGAACAGUUCCUUUGGCCGGACACUGGCGACCAUCCGACACGCAAAUGUAUCUGGUUGGGGCCGCCUGGCACAGCACGGCCCUCCGGCCAGAAUCCUCCAGCGCCUGACGCUGCCGAGAGUCCCGCUGCAGGAGUGCCGCCUCCACACCAAGCUCAACAUCACCAGGAACAUGCUCUGCGCCGGGCGGAGGACCGGCGGGCAAGAUGCCUGCGGCGGUGACAGCGGUGGCCCUCUGGUCACGCUAUACAAGAAAACGUGGUUCCUGACAGGCGUGGUGAGCUGGGGUAAGGGGUGCGCCAAAGAAAACCUGUACGGCGUCUACACCAAAGUGAGCAACUUCCUGGACUGGAUCCAGAAAAUCAUGUCCACCGGAUGAACCUGUUCAGA
Molecule: messenger RNA, 452 nt
Organism: Thunnus maccoyii (southern bluefin tuna)
Lineage: Eukaryota; Metazoa; Chordata; Actinopteri; Scombriformes; Scombridae
Product: coagulation factor VII-like
Exons: 1
Coding region: 1-441 (146 amino acids)
Biological process (GO): proteolysis
Molecular function (GO): serine-type endopeptidase activity
Source: RefSeq, a predicted model, not a curated record